Messenger RNA from Aureobasidium vineae, 1428 nucleotides. NCBI's taxonomy places the organism in Eukaryota, Fungi, Ascomycota, Dothideomycetes, Dothideales, Saccotheciaceae. The record is from the annotation of a GenBank genome assembly.
AUGUUCUCUCUUCUGUUGGCUUGCGCUUCAAUUCCUGUUGCUCUCGCAGCACCAGCCAAGACUUCCAACAUCACUUCAACCCAGGACUCCUUCGACUAUGUCAUUGUUGGUGGUGGCCUUGCUGGUCUGACUCUUCCCAUGGUCGCCGGCAAGACUCUCGGUGGGUCUGGCAGCAUCAAUGGUGCAAGCUGGACAAAAGAACCAAAGACUCGAUACGACCUCCUUCCACUACUCACCGGUGAUAUGUCGUGGGGAUGGGAUGGUUUGAACCAGUAUAUGCUUGGCGCUGAACAUUUCCACACUCCUUCGAACUACUUGAAGUCUAAAGGAGCUAAUCACGAUGGCGACAAGCACGGCUACAGCGGUCCCGUUCAGGUCUCUUUCGCUCAGGGCAUGUUUGGCAGUAUCCAACAACCCGCCCUCAAUGCUUCUCAGCAAAUUUGGGGUCUCGGACAUGUCGAUGAUGCUGUCUCCGGAAUUGUGAAUGGUGUCACGACUAUAUCCAACAUGAUCCGCUGGAGCAAUACUUGCACGGACGCAGAGCCUGAGUGUGUUUUGUCGGCAGACGGUAUUCACUACCAAGCUUUCCGCAACAGUGAGAGGCUUUUUGUCAAGGCAACUCGUGAAGUUCUUCUUGCUACUGGUUCCAUGCAGAGCCCUCAACUCCUUGAACUUUCCGGUGUCGGCGAUCCAGCAAUCUUGAACAAGGCCAACGUUCCUGUGCAGAAGAGCCUCAAGGGCGUGGGCAAAAAUCUCCAAGAGCAGACCAAGAACACAAUCACCUAUAUACCCAAGUCAGAAGACCUCGAAGGCUCAGGACCCUCAUCAGCCAUUGCAAUUCCCAAUACUCUUGCCAGCUUAGCCUCAUACGCAGCUGAUCUCGAAGCCCAAGGUCUCAUCGUCAACGCCACUGCCACGCACGAAAUUCUCAAAUACCAAGUCGCAAAUCUGUUCAAUCAGAGCGAAGCCGCGGCCGAAAUCUUCUUCACCUUGGCCUCGAAGACAGACUCUGCUCCUGCGACCGUGGGCGCCGAUCUCUGGAACCUACCCUCGUACUUCAACCACCCCUUAGACCUGCGAUUGCAGACUCUGGCAACCAAGCAAGCCGCCCAAGUUUACUCUACCGCUCCUUUGGCAGAUAUGGUCGAACGACGUGUCUUUCCAGCUUCCGAGUUAGAAUCCUACGAAGCUUGGGAAGCCUUUGUCAAAGACACGUUUAUUUCUGCAUGGCACCCCAUUACUACAUUGAGUAUGAUGAAGGCGGAGAUGGGUGGAGUGGUGGACAACAGGUUGAAGGUGUAUGGGUUGGCGAACGUGAGGGCUGUGGAUGCUAGCGUGUUGCCUGUGCAGUUGUCUGCACAUUUGAGCUCUAGUCUUUACGGAGUUGCGGAGAAGGCUGCUGUAAUGAUCGAAGAGGAUCAGAAUUGA